Messenger RNA from Porites evermanni, 3314 nucleotides. The record is from the annotation of a GenBank genome assembly. Lineage: Eukaryota; Metazoa; Cnidaria; Anthozoa; Scleractinia; Poritidae.
AUGUCGGCACUAACGGCUAUCCCGUAUUUUGCAGACAUAUCAUUCGGCUCGAUUACAACCACUUUCCUGAGUCCGGUCUUCUAUUGAACGUUCUAGUCUGUGAUAUCGCGCCCUUCUGACUCAGUAGGAAAAUGCUACAUGAUUCGUUAAAAAAUAUUUCACGGUAUUACAUACUAAACCGUCCAAUAAGUUAUAAGUCACAUUUGACCAUUUGUCUAUUUGCUGUCUACAGGGUCUGUGGUAGCCAUAAUCGUCGUUGUAUGGAUUCUUUCCUCAUUAGCUGGAUCAAUGAUAGAAUUUCUACCCUUGGAGCAAGAGAAAUUCUAUGGCAUAAUUGUAACUGUCGCAUUCUUCUUCACGCCACUCAUCGUUAUUUUGGUAGCUUAUGGUACGAUCUUUCACAUAGCUAGAGCGCAUGCACGAGGCAGAGGCGUCAGUUCGUUCAAAAAGGUACUAUGCUAUGCUAUUGCUAUUGAUAGCCACAGUAAUUCUACCACUGGACCGUACUGUCUGCAUGAUCAUUAUCAUGUGUGCUUUUUCUCGAUUUUUCCCAGUGCUGAAUGGCAUGCAGUGAUCAUAGUCCAUGUUUUGGUAAUAUGUUGCAAUCUCAUGAAAAUUAUGGCUAACGUUCUUAAAAAAACACAUAUACCGUAUUUAUUCGAUUAACCGCCCUGGGCGCUUAUUAAAUUUUUGGACCUUGAGAGUGGGCGCUCAUUCGAGGUGGGCGCUUAUUCGAGGCUGGGCGCUUAUUAAAUUUUCACUAUUUUCAGCAAGUGAAGUAAGUUUAUUUUGCAACAAAACAAAUAAUGCUAAUAACAAAACGCGAAGAAGUAACAAAGAAAGGUUUCUGUAUAAUAAUUCGAAGAAAACUCCGUCCCCCGGGAAGUCUCUUAUUAGAAUUUAUUCACUCAAGUGGGUGGGGUGGGGGUGAGCGCUUAUUUGAGUUUGAUUGGGAGGAGGAAGGGGUGGGCGCUUAUUAACUUUUUCUGCCUUUAGAAUGGGCGCUUAUUCGAGGUGGGCGCUAAUUCGAGGUUGGGCGCUUAUUCGAAUAAAUACGGUAUUGUCAAACCUGUAUUAUGCGGUCACCCUUUGGGAAUGGCUUACUGAACGCUUAAUACAGGUUGACGGUUUAAUACAGCUUUGACAAACCUAAGAGUUGUUCAACCAAAUAAAGAUGGUGAAAGAGCGAACCCGCGACAAACUACUUCAAAGUGCUUCUACCUUUUCUUGUGGCAAAAAAGGAAGUAAGAGACCAGUAAACACCAUUAAACUGUAUCUGUUGCAUUAGUAUGGUAAAUAUUGUCAAAGUGACCGUCUAAUAGUAACGUAACCGCCUAAUAGAAGUGACCGCUUAAUUCAGUUCAGUUUUACAGUAACUGAGGGAAAUGAUUUCCGAGAUGUAGUCAAACCUCUUCUGACAGACACCUCUAUUACUUACAGCUCACUUGCUCCUAAAGAUAGUACACUUCAUGUAGUUCCUAUCAGUAUAAUAACGGACACCUUUAUUGUGCGGACAUCUGACUUUGUCCCUUUGGUGUUCGCACCGUAAAGAAGUUUCCAUGGAUUCCCCGUGGUAGAUAUAAAGUAACUUAGCAUGAUAAAUACACCACACAAAUAAAAGUUGUUAAAACUGUACUGGGACAGCAAAUCAAAACACUUCCAAAUACUCUAACCGCCCUUGUCGCAUGGUGUUCAUCAGUCUUCGGAUCUUAUCGACCACGUUAUCUUUCAUUACUUGACUAUCCAAUGACGCUGAAUAUUGGUGUUGAUUUUAGGCACGUGCAUACACUAUCCCCCUUCAAUGUAGGGCCAACACUGGCAAAGCUGUACAAACAAACAGUUCUUAAUCAGUUUCAUGGAGUGAAGUACACGCACAUACAACAUUACUAACGACGGCUAACCAACAGUGGUUUGCGCAACAGAAAGAAACGCACAGUGAAUGACGCAAUAGGAUGGUCACUUGACGGAAGAGCACAAAAACUAUAAAGAAGUACGACUAACGAAGACUGACAAGACAAGACAAGACAAAAUGAUUUAUUAAACUCAGCUCAGUGUUACAUGACAUAAAGGUUACAUUUACAUAGGCAUCUAAACACAGUACAACUAAGUCUGAGACAAAGUGAAUUUUGUCGUUGGUCAGAUAAUUUUCACUGACGCUUUUCUUUUUUUUUUGUUCUUUUUUUUUUGUUCUUUGCUUUCUUUUUCUGCUUUCAAAAUCACGUUUACUUAAUAUUUUCUGUUCUUCCUUUGAUUGUCUGGAUUCUUGCAUAGAUGAGUAGUUUGUUAUUUAUUCCAUUAAAAUGGACGUUCUUUUCACACCGUGUUUUGUAUGCUUUAAUGAUUUUACUAUAAGCCACAAUUUAACGAUCUUGUUUUUUUUUUUUCAGGAUUUGCGUAUUGCUAGAACAGUAGCCGUAGUCAUUGGCCUUUUUGUCAUCUGCUGGACUCCAUUUUUUGGCAUCAACUUCGGGUUCGCGGUUUGUAUAGCCACACUGUUCAAGGGAGCUGGUUGUCCAGGCCUUAUGACUUUGCCAAAGUGGAUUUUUUCCGUAAGCAAGUGGCUUCAGUACGGGAAUUCGGUUUGUAAUCUCGUUAUUUAUGGCUUCCGCAAAAAAGAUUUUCGGCGAGCGUUUCGAAAGAUUUUACUCGGAUUGUGCCGUAAAAAGGUGCGGCUGUCAGAUUACAGCAAGAGCGCGUACGGACGCACGGUACGAAGCGCUUACUUACGCCGAGAAUCAAGCUUUGAAAAAACCCGAUCAGUCAUUUUCCCUCCCAACGUACCGCUUGGAAUGUUUGACAUGCGGGACAGCUACCAUAAGGCGAUACAAAGCGGACGCAGCAAGCCGAUUAAGCUUAAAUUUACACCAAAGAAAAGUGUGGCAAAUGAUCUGCUAUCGAUAAACGUUGACGCGUUUCGCACUUCAAAUGAAUUUACUUCCAGUACAAGUGUCUGGAAUUCGUCUUCCGAGGCUUCCGUCUCUCCAGCGGAGCUUUGUAACCCUGCCUUCGAGGAGGACGAUCAAACCGAUAUCUGCCCUAUAGAUCAAGCGAUACCAGUGAGAGAUUCCAGCGACAGCAUCUCCUCAGAAUCAACUAAUUCUGUGUAUAAGAGUUCCUCAAAAGGAUCUGUGCAUAGCGACCAAGCCUACGUUCGAUUUUCGGAUUCCAAAACCAAGGAAAAGGAUAGCGAACCCAAAACUGCUGCUAACCUUGGUUCUGCUUUGGACAGGAAAAGGUCGUUAUCGGAGAUAUUUCUACGUACGACCAGUGCAAAAGACAGUCUCAAAAGAAAACUGCGGUCGUCUUUUUCUUAA